AUGCACAGGAAGUUGAGCGCGAUUGAGACCUCUCCGUAAUGCAAGUUCUGUGCACUACAUGCACUGCACUGAACUAUGAUUUGCAAUACGAUUUGAAGUUUUAAACCUUCUCGAUAUCUACAACUACAAGUACUUGGAAAGAUGGGCUGCAUGUGUACACUAAGGCUGCAUUUAUUUACGGGUUCCUGACUCUUUUCCACUUCGUGUUUGUGUGAUAAAUGCUGCAGAUAGAUCUAGAUCUAUUUAUUAGAGGCUACGCCUACGGUAACCGGUAGCAGAGCGUAGCGUAGCACACAUAUAACCUGUAUUAACAGCAUACCGUAUGCGAACCGGUAGUCUACAACAAGAUGACAGCGGCAAAUAUACCGGUGCCUGUGCUGGAGCGGAUAUUUUCAUAUUUGGAUUUAGCGGAAUUACUUUGCUGUUCACUUGUUUGUAAGGGUUGGUACGAUUGUCUUUACGAUGAAAAUAGCCCCGUCUGGAAAGUGCAAUGCCUACGCAAAUUAGCAAAAGACGCUGUCAAUGGUAAACUUCUGCAGCAUCUCCCUUCAUACAAGUCGAGACUGCGGUCGUUCCACCAUGCAUUCAACCCUAAUGACUGCUCCCGUAACAUUUACAUCCGACCAAACGGGUUUACACUGCACAGAAACCCUGUCGCACAGAGCACGGAUGGAGCAAGGGGGAAGAAGGGCUUCAACGAAGGGAGGCAUGCUUGGGAAGUAUGGUGGGAAGGGCCUUUAGGAACUGUAGCCGUUGUUGGUAUAGCCACCAGACAUGCUUCAAUGCAGUGCCAAGGAUAUGUAGCCCUUCUUGGCAACAAUGACCAGAGCUGGGGAUGGAACUUGGUAGAUAAUCUUCUUAUUCACAAUGGGGACCAUCAAGGCAACUUUCCAAAUUGCAAUAAUGCUCCCAAGUAUGAGGUUAGUAUUUUACUGCAUCAAUAUAUUAUUAUCCAGAGCAGAGGGGUAGGUAGGGAGGUGGAUCUUACAAUCAUUUGUUGAUGUUGUGUAGACUAGACCCUAGUCAUCUCUAAAUUAGUAAAGAAAGGCUGAUUCUCAAUUCUGGUGGAACCAACAUUGAUGGAUUAAAGUAAAGUAAAGUAAAGUACAGUAAUAAUAAUUUACUUUCAGUUUCAAGAAAAUUAUGAGAAAAACAGAUACAAAAAGAAAAAAAAAGAGCAGAAUUUGGUGAAACUUGUGAAAAAGAUGCAAAUUUGAAGUAGAUCACAAGCCAUUCAUGCUUUCAGCAUCAGCAUCAGUGAACGGAACUGAGAGAGGUGAUCCUGUUCAAACUUCCGGUCGUUUCAUCAAGUGGUGCUUGAUUUUACCCUGAACUAUUAAAAUUCAAUUUCACUUUUUUAAUAAAUCAGACGGUUUCAGAACCUUUAGUAAUUUACAGAAGUUCUGGUGUCUGAUUUUUCUUCCUUACUUAGACGGUAGACUAUAUUUUUGAUUUUUGAGGAAAAAAGAAGCAAAUUAUUAUCCUUGUGUACCUUGUGUUGCCUACAUUGGAAAUAUUUAGACGAGUGUGUGUUGAAUUUUGAGAAGUUUUCAAAAUAAGAUUAAGACCUUUGGAUUAUCAGGAUGCGAUGUUACCCGUAUUCAUUUAUUGCAUUUGAAAAAGGACAUGUACAGGUAUAACAUAAAUUCCUUUUUUUCCUUUUAGAUUUGAUUGUCUUACAAUGAGUCUUUAACUGAGACUCGCAGACCUGGCUAAAUGCCUUUGACAUGUUCGGUACAAUUGUACAUGACCAUGUACAUGUCUUGCCUACUCUUAAAAGUUUCUUAAAAAUUACCUAAGUGGUCAGCUGGAAAUUACUCACAUUAUAAAGGUACACCUGUAAUUGUCUGAACAUACAUGUAUGUGUGAGGCUUUGUCUAUUUUGGCCAAAGUUGACAUGGAUGAUUAAAUGGAUUACCUUGA
Strongylocentrotus purpuratus (purple sea urchin) is the source of this 1923-nucleotide messenger RNA. RefSeq names its product F-box/SPRY domain-containing protein 1 (gene fbxo45). Gene Ontology annotation, molecular function: protein binding. Gene Ontology annotation, biological process: synapse assembly involved in innervation; proteasome-mediated ubiquitin-dependent protein catabolic process. Lineage: Eukaryota; Metazoa; Echinodermata; Echinoidea; Camarodonta; Strongylocentrotidae. The transcript has 2 exons. Bases 348 to 1001 code for a protein of 217 amino acids. Gene Ontology annotation, cellular component: synapse; SCF ubiquitin ligase complex. The record is from RefSeq and is a predicted model, not a curated record.